GACAGUGCCCCUUUGGAAUGCCACAUACCAGUCCCUGGAUCAUGUCUGUCUACUUUUCUGCAACCCAAAAGCACCACAAAUCUGAAAUAUGCCCACUAGAGUAAUUAUUUCCCAAAGUGAGAGUACAGUUCAAAGAGGCAAGGCUCAUCAGGCUUUGGAAAGGCAGGGAGAGAAUACUGGCUGCUCCUCAUUCAAAAAGUUUUCCUAGACCUCCCCCAUUCCCUCACACCCCUUUCCCAGCAGCUCAGUUCUGGAGUGGACCUCAUUACUUCAUCAAGCCUACCAUGUGCCCGCCACCUGCUCAGUGCUGGAAUGGCCACACCUGAUCUUCCAGAGGUUUUUAGUGCUAUGACUAUAUCUCUCUGUCUUUAUGACACUAGUAUCUGAUAAGGUACUUAUGUGGCUAGCAUACUUUGAGAGCUGCAGAACUGCUUAUGAGAAGAGUAAAGAGUUGUCUCUCCAUUGUGUUCUUGGCUCUCGAUUCCUCCAUUCCUUUCUUUAAAGUUUUUAUGUAAGGGGCCGAAGAUUUAGUUCAGUGGCAAGCAUGAGGUCAUGAUUUGGAUCCCCAGUACCAAAAAUAAAUAAAGUUUUUAUAUAAAAAUGAAUGCUUCCAGGUAUGGUGGCACUUGCCUAUAAUCCCUGCAUUCUUGGAAGGCUGAGGAGGAACAUCACUAUGAGUUCAAGGCCAGCCUGAACUACAUAGCUUGCCUAGUUUUCACUCUACCACAGAGUUUCUGUUGGUAGGAUCAUAAGAUUAUUAUUUAAUCUACAAAUAACUAUUGUCCAAAUCUCAGAGGAACAAAUACAUUUGAGCAAACUUAUAACUGUAGCUCACAGUGGAGCACUGUAGUCUGUGUAUUUCUUUUCUUGUCCCUUGAGGAGGAUUUGAGAAUAUGUAAGCUGCACACUUCGUGAGGCUGGGGACUCACUUUGUAAAGGUGGGGUAAGACAGGGAUUCUGUUUGUAAAGGCAGAGCUGAGCCAUGUCCCCUGUUGCCUAGCCUGGUCACCUCCUUGCCCCAUCAGCUGUAACCUAACUCAAUAAAUCCCGGGCCAAACUCAUUGCUCGUUCUUCUGUGCAGCCAAAACCAACCACCAGGGGACGCAGUUCUCCCUACCUCCCGGCUGCUACUCCGGGCUCUGGAGGCCACCUCCCUAUUUUUACCUGUAGUGGGUAGCAGAGAGCGUGGAGCGUCCUGGAACAUUGCGUUCCAAGUCACCAGCCAGCUGAGCCCAGCUGUUAAAAUAACCAUGCCACCACGCGGCCAACGCCUCUAGAUAUUUCUACUCGCCUCUCGAGUCAAACCCUUUUCCCCCAGUAAAAACAGCUGAGCACGAGUAUUGGCUUAUUUAUUUUUGAGACAGGGUCUUGCCAUAUAGUCAGGCUGGUCUCCAACUCUCAGUGUCCUCCUGAGUGCUGAGAUUACAGGCAUUCGCUGCCAUUCCUAGCAUUUAGGGAUGCUGAGGCAGGGAGAUUAUUAAUUCAAGUCUUGGCUGGGCAAUUUAGGUGAACUAUGUCUCAAAAAAUAAUAAAGGGACUGGAUACAUACUCAGUGGUAGACCAUCUGGGUUCAAUCUGUCAGCACCAAAAAUAAAUAAUAAAUAAAUAAAUAAAAAUAAAGCUGUGAUAAAAUGUCAAUCCAGAAAAAGAUAUUUUUGAAAGAAUACCAAAAUUCAUGUCAUUAUUAUAAAAAUGCACAAUAACCCUGGACAAUACCUUGGACUUACGCCUGGUGGAUUAAUGUUAGGUUUUUCAGACUUUGAAAAGGCCAAUACUAACUCAGAAUACAUACACUCCUCCCUUCCACUCCCAUCUUUCCCCCAUACUGGAGGCUAAACAAAGCCAGGCCUUUUUUCUUUCUCUUUUUUUUUUUUUUUUUUUUUUUUGGUACUGGGAAAUCAAACUCAUGACCUUGCACUUGCCAGGCAGGCAACGUGCCCCUGAGCUACAUCCCUGGCCCAGCCUCUUUUUAGUUUAAGACAGGGUCUUGCUAAACUGCUCAGGCUGGGCUUGAACUUUUUUUUUUCCCAAAUGGUAGCCAAGUUUUAUUAAAAGUAGGAAAAGAAACAAGCUCUGCAGGGCAAGUUUGGGCCAUGCAAAAGUAGGAAAAGAAGCACACUCUAUAGCAUAAGCAUGGGCCAAAUGCAAGAGGGAACACAGUGGCUUGGGCUUACUUUUCAUCCUCCUAUCAGCCUCCCAAAAUGCUGGGAUUACAGGUAUGGCUCACCACACACACACACACACACACACACACACACACACACACACACACAAACAAUGUGUUAUAUUUUAAGUAAUAACUGGGUCAGAGAAAAUAUGAAUUUAUUUUCAAUUUCUGGAUAGUUAUUUUAGAGACUUUAUAUUGUUCAUUCCUAUUUCUGUCACAUAUCACCAAUGCAAGAUAUCUUUUCUGAAUGUGUUAAAACCCACUCAGCAUUCCAGGAGGAUAAAAAUAGGAGGGUAGGGAUUUAGCUCAGGGGCAUAAGUGCCUCCCUGGCGAGUGCUAGGUCAUGAGUUCAAUCCCAGGUACCAGAAAAUAAAAUAAAAUAGGAGAGUAGAAAAUUUGAGCCUGCCUGGGCAACUUAUUGAUAUAAAAGGUAUGUUAGGGGGACUGUGGAUUUAGCUCAGUGGCAUAAGCACUUGCCUGGCUAGCACGAGGUCAUGAGUUCAAUCCCCAGUACCAAAAAAAAUUUAAAAGACAGAAGAAAGAAGACAAGAUGUAGUUCAGUAUAAAGGCUCAGGGUUCAGUAUUACUUCAUCCGUGACUCGUGAUUACUUGUUGUAUAUGUUAAGAUAUUAUUUUCAUUUAACGGGUUAUAAACCUGUUCAUCUGCCAUUAUAAAUUUUAUUACCAUCAAAUUACUGUCAUUCAACCUUCCUCUGCUUAAUGUAGUUUAUCCUGAUAGAAAUCUUUAAGCUUUAAUUGUACCAGGCAUGUUGGCACAUGCCUGUACUCAUGGGGCUGAUAUCAGAUAUCUACAAAUUUCUUUCCUUCUUAAAAAAAAUUAUUAGCGGGGCAUGGUGGUACACAACUGCAAUUCCAGCAGUCAGGAAAAAAGAGUCAAGAGGAUCACCUCAGAACUUAAAACCAGUCCGGGCUACACAGUGAAUCCAAGGUCAGCCUGUGCUACAAAGUGAGACCCUGUCUCAAAAAACCAAAAAAAGAAAAAAAAUUAUGAGUACGUCUGCUGUAAAUAAUGAUUACAUUUGUCAUGGGGAGUUGAUAAAGUACAUACCACAUCUCCAUUCUUUUUACUUCCUCCCCCCUCCACUUCUCUCCCUCUCCAUCCAUCACUUGGUAGACCAGCCACCAAUGUUAAGACCAACCUGGGCUGACUAGGAAGAGCUGUCAAAAAAAUCUUCUAAUUGUUUCAUUGUUUUUCCCACCUAUCUUUUCUUUUGGGGGGAGGGGUUCCGGGGAUUGAACUCACCUUGCACUUGCCAGGCAGGCGCUUGUGCCAUUGAGCUAAAUCCCCAACAACAUUUUAGCUUUUAUUAUGCUUUUAUUCUAUACCAAAUGAUUGCACUGCCUCAUUUACUUAUUAUUUAUUCCACAACAUUUGCUGAAUGCUACCUAAUACUACCAACAUUUGCUGAAUGCUACCUAAUACUACCAUGAAGAGUAUGAAGUAUGCUGCUGUCAAUUCUGGAGGUACAGAGAUAGGUCAACCCAAUCAGGAUGCCGUAGUCCUUCUUGGGACCUAUAAGUGCCUAUAAUCUCAGCAUUUGAGAGACUGAGGCAGGAGGCUGUCUCUGAGUUCUGGGCCAGCCUCAGCUACAUAGUGAGUUCAAGGACAGCCUGAACUACACAGCAAGAGAAAACUGAUCUCAAAACAACAAAAGAAUCCAAAGAAAAGAUAACAUUUUCUACACUAGGAGGGUCAGGAGCCAGUCACUAUUGUCCUGGAAGAGCUCUGAGAACCUGGCUAUGUGGGACAUCAAAGCAGGCCUGACCCCUCCAUCCUUGAAGAAGCUGGAGGCUAGACUCAGGACCAUAGAUAGUUCUUUUUAAAUAAUUCAGUCCAGGCUUGAGACUGGGCCUUUCCUCUCUCUGUCUCACUAGCCUGCGCAGUAGAGCAAGCUUGGGGGCUCUCUGACACUCACAUCAGGUUUUUAGAUUUGUUUGUUUGUUUUUUGUUUGUGGAGAGGAUAAGAUAAUUUACUUUCUAUCCAUCCUUCCAAAGAAGAAUGCCAUCUUUUUCUCAUUUUUUAAAUUGGCUAUACAGAUUAAUGAGGUUCAUUUUAGCAGAUUCAUGUGUACACAUUAAUGUACUUCAAAACAUUUCACCCCAUCACCCCCCUUGCCCUCUCCCCAAGUUUCAGUUUUUUGCGGUCUUAAUGUAUAUAUCUUGCUCACCAUCCUAUUACCCUCCCUUUCCUCUUCUUUUAAUAAAAAGUUGUCAUCAUUUUUAGAUUCCCCAUAUUGGAGAUAAUACUCACAUAUUUUUAUAACACAGGUAUUUAAAACUCAGACUUAUCUGUAAAAGACGGUGGCUUACCUUUCCUGAGUUCCUAGCAGGUAUCAGUCUGUACAAACCACAUGCCCUGCAUUCUUUGGCCUCCUCACUUCUAAACAGUGUGAGGUGACUAUGCUCAUUCUCACUUUAUAAAAGCAAAAUCUGAAGCUCAAAGUUAAGCUGUGUUCAUGUAGCUAACAAGGGAAAUCUGCAACUUAAGGUAAGGAGUCUCUGUAAGCCAAAGAUCACAGUCUUAAUUAUGAACCAUAUUGGUUGGUCCGAUGGCAGUGGGUUAUCAGAACUUACUAACAUUAGUGUCACUAAAGUUGGUAUACCCCCCCACUGCUAAAUUUGACUAGCUUUAAAAAAAAAUUAUGAACCAUAUUAAGAGAUGUUUGUUUAAAAAAAUCCAGAAUGUCAGAGAAGACAUACAAAGGAACAUUAGGAAAGAGAGAAAUGUUGUCAUCCUAAUGCCACCUGUCUCUCCCUGAAGCCUGUACAAUUUUCCAAGAGUGGCCACCUGUCCCCGUGGCCCACAUAUACCAGUGGCCAGACCAUUCUGCAAAAUCGGAAGCCUUGUUCAGAUGACUCCCAGAAGCGUACCAGCCUUACAGGGAGAUCUUUGAGUUCUUCAUAGAGGAUUUCAAAACAUACAAACCACUGCUAUCCUCCAUCAAGAAUGCAUAUGAGGUGAUGCUUGCCCACCAAAGGGAGAAGAUUCGGGCCCUGGAGCCCCUAAAGGCCAAGCUUGUCACAAUGAGUGAGGAUUGCAACGAGAGGAUCCUGGCCAUGAGGGCUGAGGAGAAGUAUGAAAUUUCCAUGCUCAAGAAAGAGAAGAUGAAUCUGCUAAAACUCAUCGAUAAGAAGAAUGAGGAGAAGAUUUCAUUGCAGAGUGAGCAGGUGUCCAAGCUGAGGAAGAACUUGGCUGAGGAGUACUUGCGCUACCUCACCGAGCGAGAUGCCCGCAAGAUCCUCAUUGCAGACUUAAAUGAGUUACGGUACCAGCGGGAGGACAUGUCACUAGCCCAGUCCCCAGGUGUCUGGGGGGAAGACCCUGUGAAACUGACACUGGCUCUGAAGAUGACUCGGCAAGACUUGACCCGCACACAGAUGGAACUCAACACCAUGAAGGCCAACUUUGGAGAUGUGGUACCCAGGAGAGACUUUGAAAUGCAGGAAAAGACUAACAAGGAUCUUCAGGAGCAGCUGGACAGCCUGAGAGCCGACUAUGAAGAGGUUCGCAAGGAGCAUGAGAUAUUGCUACAACUGCACAUGACCACAUUGAAGGAACGGGACCAGUUUUUUUCUGAGCUGCAGGAUAUCCAGCGCACCUCCACACCACGACCUGACUGGACUAAGUGCGGAGAUAUGGUGGCCGGGGGCCCAGAUCGCUGGCAAGUGCUGGCUGAGGGCAAGAACAGUGACCAGCUGGUGGAUGUGCUGCUAGAGGAGAUUGGCGAGGGCCUGCUCCGGGAAAAAGACUUUUUCCCUGGCCUGGGCUAUGGAGAGGAAAUCCCCCCUUUUCUUCGGUUUGAUGGUCCUGUGCAAAACAAAAAACCAAGCAAGAGAGAUGUGGUAAAGCUCCUCAGGGAUGCCUGGAAGGAACGUCUUGCUGAGGAACAGAAAGAGAAGUUUACGGAUUUCUUCUUCAAUUUCCUGGAGCGUCGCUUUGGGCCGAGUAAUGCCAUAGCUUGGGCAUAUACCAUUUUUGAAAAUAUCAAACUUUUCUGCUCCAAUGAUGUCAUGAGUCAGUUCUAUGCAGUCUUGAUGGGAAAGAUGACAGAGAGUGUGUAUAUCAACCAGAAGGAGACAGUAGCCCAGCUGCUGAAGGAGAUGACAAAUGCUGACAGUCAGAAUGAGGGGCUGUUAACCAUGGAACAGUUGAGCACCAUCCUGAAGAGUACUUUCCCCCUCAAGAAGGAAGAACGUAUUCAGGAGCUGAUGGAGGCGGUGGGCUGGCAUCCGAACACGAGCAGUACAGACUUCUUUGAAUACCGCUCAUUAUUUACAGAGAAUGAGGAGGGUCGGAAUGAACCCUUUGUGCAAAAGCUGUGGGAACAGUACCUGGUUGAGAAGGAUGAGUACCUACAGGAACUGAAGCAGGAGCUGGGCCUGGAACUCUAUGAGGAUGUGACUCUUUCCAAGAUGCGCAAGGCCCUGAUGACCAUUGAUCCUACACUGGACAAGCAAAAUAUGAACACUCACCUGAGCCAGGCCUUCCAGAUCCCUGUGUCAGAACUGCAUGAGGACAGUGAGAAUGAGAACACUGUAACAAGGCUCCAGACUGCAAUGGAACGGCUUCAGAUGGCUGAUGUCAAGCGUGUAGGGCCUCGAGAAUCAGAGUCUGGAAACUAAGACCACCUUGGGCAUCCCAAGUGCUCCAAUACUGCUAAUUCAAUUUUUAGAUAAAAAUUACUUGUCUGAACCAA
Messenger RNA from Cavia porcellus (domestic guinea pig), 6886 nucleotides. RefSeq names its product translin associated factor X interacting protein 1 (gene Tsnaxip1). The record is from RefSeq and is a predicted model, not a curated record. Gene Ontology annotation, cellular component: cytoplasm. The transcript is spliced from 13 exons. The coding region runs from base 5151 to 6812 and encodes 553 amino acids. NCBI's taxonomy places the organism in Eukaryota, Metazoa, Chordata, Mammalia, Rodentia, Caviidae.